Messenger RNA from Hyalella azteca, 3772 nucleotides. RefSeq lists its product as uncharacterized. Bases 1 to 3297 code for a protein of 1098 amino acids. The record is from RefSeq and is a predicted model, not a curated record. Gene Ontology annotation, biological process: actin cytoskeleton organization. Gene Ontology annotation, molecular function: actin filament binding. The transcript is spliced from 5 exons. Lineage: Eukaryota; Metazoa; Arthropoda; Malacostraca; Amphipoda; Hyalellidae.
AUGGAUGGGCAUCAAAAGUCGUCUUCGCCAUUACAUUUGAGUAAUGCAAGCUGUGAAUUUUCUACUUCACAAGUCUCUUUAUCACACGGAACGAUCAGUAAAAAUCGAAACAUCAGGAAUAAGCUCAUCGAAAAGUCAUUGAGAGAAAGUGAUCCAAUGGAUAAAAAUGAAGCAACUUCUUCCCAAAGCGUGAACGAGUUGACGUCAACGCGUCAACAAGAAACAGAAUCUGAUGGAAUAAUUUCUUAUGGGCAGGGGCUUUUUAAUUCAACAAGAUUUUCCUUACCAGAAAACCCCAUCAAUCGACUCGAAAAAGCAAGUUCAAAAUCAAACGAGAUCAAGGUGACAUCUUUAGACCUAAGGAAGUGUGGGCAACAGUUGUCAGCUGCUGGACGCGAGGACCAAGCCAAUGACCCCAGCGAGCUUGUGUGUACGCACUCCAGCAAGGAGCUCAUCGAGACCGCCAGCAGGAAUAACCUUGUCCCUCGAACCUUCGUCCGCCGUCAACCGAGCAUCACGAUACCUAAGGGCACCGUCUGGCAGGGGACAUCGCUGUGGAAGCGUAGAGAGAUGAACGCUUCAGACCCGGUUUUAGAUGAGAAAGCUUCAGCGCCGGAUCUACAGAUUCGGGUGAAUUUGAAGAAGCCAGGCGAUGACAAUUCUAUGGUCAAAGCAUUGGCUCCUAUUUCUGUUUCAGACGCCGAAGAUGCGCCCACACGAAAUGCUUAUUACCAGGAAGAGUUGCGACAGUUUAAUAAUGAAGCCCUCGAUGAAACUUCAACUUCUCGCCAAAAUAAAAUGGCUGAUGCUAGGUACGAACCGAGAAAGCUAGAGCAAAAUCCUACCAAGACGCUGGUCAACGAGAAAAAAGUAUACUGGGAUAAUUUUCUUAGCAAAGAGAUACAUCCAGAAAAUUACGCAGAUAACGUUGAAAUAAGAGCACCUUGCGUUUUCGGCAAGCAUCAAUAUGAAGAAGUUGAUGACUCGCGCUGGUAUGAGGAGCCGAGUUUACCUAAAGUAAGAAGAAAUAUCAGUAUUUCAAUUAAAUCCGGGACUGUCAGGCACCUCAUCAAUGUUUACAGAAGUACCGGUAACGGAACUUCGUCGGAUAAUUUGAAAUCGUCCAACCGAGGCAUUCAAUUAAGAGAUAAGAAGAAACACGAGAAAAGUUCAGGCAAAAUCGGCAAGCCAGCAAAGCGCCAAUUAAGCGUAGCAAUAAAAUCCGGAAUCGUCCGCGAAACAUCAAAACAAUAUGAAAAGGGAUCGAAUGCUACGCGGAGGAACGCUGCUUUGCCUGUUGCCAAUCAUUCACCUGAACUUGCCGAGUCAUUGUAUUCCAUUAAAGAAGUUUACGCAGUUGUCGAUCCGAUGAUUGCAUAUCAUUGCACACAAAAUCGCCGUGUUAAUCUGAGCAACAGUGAUGAAAAUGACGGUAUAACAAGAGGUACGGUGUCAAAAAAUUGCAGGGAGUUUGAGUCUGCUUUCAACCUAGCAGAUGAAGCGAUGAAAUACAAUCCACGGAGCACUAAAACUAAUGCUUACUAUUCAGAUACAACAGAAGAUGAUCUCGCAUUUUUAUCUUUCAAAGACCGACUUGGAAAAUAUGAAGACCAGAAUCUCAAAAAAUCCUGGACAAAUGAGAACAGACUUCAUCAUCCAAAAACAAAAUCAAGUGUUUACGUGAUCCAUGACACAAUCGAUGGACAAGUGAUUUUGCAGAAUCCAUCCGAGUUUCAGACGAGUUCGGAUUCAUAUCUGGGACAAGCGUCUCAAAUCAACUCAUCCAGUGCCGACGGCCAAUGCAUCGGAAAACCUCACAACUUCGAAAGAUUCGACAGAGAGCAAAACUCCCUUACAGACAAAGGCAAGACGGCAAAAAAAUUUGAUCCAUUAGAGGAGGAUAAAAGAUUGGACCGGAAUUAUAACCGGUCCAUCAAAGAAAGUUUGCAGUCUGUAGCCGUUACUACUGUAGGUUCAACUUCUCUGCCUCCAUUUACUGGUUCAAAAUAUGACGAAGAAGAUAGGACUUCAAUGGAAACGGAAGAGGUUACUAAAAUAACAUCAUGUGCGUCAAGCGAGGCCGUCACUUGGGAUACCAUAGCAUGCAAAAGCAGCUCACGCGAGUGUACGACAAAUGCAGAAUCUAAGGAAGACUGCAGGAAAUACUCCAGCUCUUUCCAUCCUGCAUCAACCAUUGAAAAGAGUGCCUCGAGGAACGAUUCUAUACAAUUGAAUUUCAAAGAGACCUUUCAAACUGAAGAGCCAAUUUCGCUCACAAUUUUUAAUGAUUCUCGGUAUAAAUUGAACUUAACAGAAGAUACUAACACUUAUAUUAUGAAUGAAGAUAACUUUGGAAAUUGUAAAGCUGGAGACAACUGCCCAAAGACCGAGCAGAAUUCAGCAGAGAUAGCUCCGAUGUUGGAGAAAAUCGCUAUCUAUGAUAUUUAUUCAAAAGAUAGUGACAUGUUUAAUAGCAACACAAGUCCUCAAAACGAAUCAAAAUAUGAUCUAAAUUCGACCGAAAUCAUCCCAGAUGACCGUAGUGAUAUCCGCAACGAUUCCAUUGUGUUCGGCCUCAACGACUCUUCUAGUAUGCCAAACAAUUCUCCAUUGAAGAUAAACCACAUAGAUGGGCAAAUUAAAAAAAGUUCUUCGGAUAUCAAAGUCGAAUCUUUGGAGACCAAAGAUGGCUCUUUGAAAACCAUAAAUCGAAAAUGGAGGGUGAGAGAAGAUUCUUUAGAAGCUUCCGAUAAUACUUCAGAUGUAUUUACUUCAUCACUUGUCAAAGCUGACUAUGGAAAAACAAAUGAUUCUAUGGCGCCCAACGUCGCUACCGAUGUUCGAGAAGAGAAUUCCACGUCAAACGAACUCAGUGGCGGUGCAGAAAGUGCAGGCACUCUCGACACAGGUGCGCCUAAUGAGGAAAAUAUUAUAAAACUAAACGAGGAAGCUGAAGCAUUUCCCCUCGAAUGGGAUUCCUGCCAAGCUAACAAGGUGAGGGCUUACGGUGGAGGGCUCAUGCGUGGCGUUGUGGGAGAGGAGAACGUUUUCGAGCUGGACACUUCACAAGCUGAGUAUGGAGAGCUCGGUGUUCAUGUCGUCGGGCCACAUCAAGAUGCCGUCACCAGCACUGCCAUCUUCGCGACAGACGAAACUGCUGAUACAUUGCAGGUGCGCUACACGGUCUCUGUGGCAGGACUCUACACUAUCCACCUGACCUGGGACGAGCGCAACAUCUCUGGGUCGCCGUACCUCGCGACGGUGCGCGAGCGUGACUGGACUGCGCAGUCUUCCUAAUGAACGAACUUUGUUGUAAUUCAAUGAUCUCUGAGGUUGUGUAGUAUCCAUUAAUGACGCAAAAACAUGGGAAAUUUGCUGCUGCAAACAAGCUACGUAAUGGUGACAACUUUUUAGGCACAUAGGUGAAGACUUUAUUGAAACAACUGAACACAAUUCUUAAUUGUAUGAACUUCUUCGUUAUUAUUAAUUGCGACUGAAUAGUGAGAUUUUUAGAGAGAACGAAGUGUGGUUGGCAAUUAGCUGUAUUUAAAGUAGCUCACAAGUCUUUGCUCAUUGUUAACCUGGGAUUAGUUAGUUUGAGCCUUUGAGGCACAGACAGAGCCAUGAAUUCUCAUUGAAUGAUACUGUAAAAAUUUCAAACUAUAGUUCAUUAAUUUAAAAUUGAAUUCUGGACAUAGGAAGUUACCUAGCAUUAUUAGCGCAUUUUUUCUUAUGUAUCUGCGCUACUCAUGUUUGAGUAGAUAAAUAAAUC